Carlito syrichta (Philippine tarsier) is the source of this 989-nucleotide messenger RNA. RefSeq names its product TNF superfamily member 15 (gene TNFSF15). Gene Ontology annotation, biological process: immune response. Gene Ontology annotation, molecular function: tumor necrosis factor receptor binding. The coding region runs from base 36 to 866 and encodes 276 amino acids. The record is from RefSeq and is a predicted model, not a curated record. Gene Ontology annotation, cellular component: membrane. NCBI's taxonomy places the organism in Eukaryota, Metazoa, Chordata, Mammalia, Primates, Tarsiidae. The transcript has 4 exons.
AGGGAGGAGUAGGCAGAGUGAUUUAUUCACCCACCAUGAGAGCUGGCCUUCUAUUUAAUGGAGGGUCUCUCUGGCCAGGAGUCAGAGGCGCUUCUGAGACCAGUAGGAGCAUGGCUGAGGAUCUGGGGCUGGGCUUUGGGGAAACAGCCAGCGUGGAAAUGUUGCCAGAAGACGGCAGCUGCAGGCCCAAGACCAGGAGCAACAGCAUGCGCUGGGCUCUCACCUGCUGCCUGGUGUCGCUCCCCUUCCUGGCAGGACUCACCACCUACCUGCUUGUUGGCCAGCUCCGGGCCCAAGGAGAGGCCUGUGUGCAGUUCCAGGCUCUAAAAGGACAAGAGUCUGGACCUUCACAUCAGCGAUCUUACACACCUCUCAGAAUUGAUGGAGAUAAACCAAGGGCACACCUGACAGUUGUGAAACAAACUUCCACACAGCACUUAAAAAAUCAGUUCCCAGCUCUGCACUGGGAACAUGAACUGGGCCUGGCAUUCACCAAGAACCGGAUGAACUACACCAAUAAAUUCUUGGUGAUCCCAGAGUCGGGAGACUACUUUGUUUACUCCCAGGUCACUUUCCGAGGGGCCACCUCCAACUGUGGUGAAAUCAGCCAAGGGAGCCGACUGAACAAGCCAGACUCCAUCACUGUGGUCAUCACCAAGGUAACAGACAGCUACCCCGAGCCGACUCAACUCCUCAUGGGAACCAAGUCAGUGUGUGAAGUAGGUAGCAACUGGUUCCAGCCUAUCUACCUAGCGGCUAUGUUCUCCUUGCAUGAAGGGGACAAGCUGAUGGUGAACGUCAGUGAUAUCUCCUUGGUGGAUUACACAAAAGAAGAUAAAACUUUCUUUGGAGCUUUCUUGCUAUAGGGACAAAGCAGAUAUCAUUAUGUGAAGGUUCUCUGCCACCUAGUUCCUAAUUUUCUUCAUUUGUAUGUAAUUAUAACCCAGGGUUUUCUUGGGACCAAGGGCAGGGGGCAUUUCACAGAGACA